AUGUCGCAUUCUAGGAAGCGUGUUUAUCCGCAGGCACAGUUUCAAUAUGGACAGUCUCCCGUCCAAGGUCCGGUGGGCACUCAACCAAACGUGGGAUCUCAGUUUCAAACACCGGUAACCGAACAACAAGCGCAGUUCAUGACGCCAGCGCAACAGCAACUUCAUCAGCAAAUCGGUCAGGCAACUCAAUCUAUGGGGAAUAUGCAGCUGCACAAUGUUCCAAUGGUUGAUCCCAACGGAACUUACCAGCAACCUCCUAUCCAGCAAACGUUCUCCCCACAACAAGGUGUUGCUGUGAAUGGAGCCAUGAGUCCUGCUGUGGGUGCGUCAAUGGGUGCUCCGAUGGGUGCUCCGAUGGGUGCUCCGAUGGGUGCUCCGAUGGGUGCUCCGAUGGGUGCUCCGAUGGGUGCUCCAAUGGGUCUUGGUGACGGCGUUGCUGCUGCGAACCCGCCGUACGGCCAACCAAUGUCUGUUGGGAGACCCAUGAACCAACUGUAUCCGGUCGAUUUGCUCACAGAGUUACCACCACCCAUCACCGAUUUGUCGCUACCACCACCACCUCUUCUGGUUCAACCUGAGAAAUUCGUGGUUCCUGUUGAAACGGCAAACGCGCAACCUCAGUUCGUGAGAUCUACACUGAACGCAAUGCCCAAAUCGAACUCUUUGUUGAAAAAAUCGAAAUUACCUUUGGCACUCGUUAUUAGACCUUACCAGCACCUCCAGGAUAAUAUCGACCCUGUUCCCCUUAACACCGACGGGUUGGUGGUUCGUUGUCGCAGAUGUCGCUCCUACAUGAACCCAUUUGUGACGUUUUUGGAAGGUGGCAGAAGAUGGCGUUGUAACUUCUGCAACCUUGCCAACGACGUUCCAAUGUUGUUUGACGUUAACCAACAAGGUGCCCCUGUAAACAGAUAUGAACGUAACGAGAUUCAACACGCGGUUGUCGAAUAUUUGGCUCCUAAGGAAUAUGCCGUCAGGCAACCUCCACCUUCGUCUUACGCGUUCGUGCUUGAUGUCUCUCAAAAUGCCAUAAAAAAUGGGCUACUUGCUUCCACUGCAAGAACAAUUUUGGAGACAUUGGAUUCUUUGCCCAACCAUGACGAAAGAACUCGUAUUACCAUCUUAGGUGUCGAUAACGCAAUUCAUUAUUUUUCUAUUCCUCUUGAUGAGGACGGUAAUGAUAUCAAGAUGAUGGAUGUGGUUGAUUUGGACGAGCCAUAUCUGCCUUUGCCCUCCACUUUAUACGUGCCAUUGAAGGGAUGUAGAUCAAACAUCGAAAAGCUUUUGACCCGGUUGCCAGAAAUUUUCCAAUUUAAUAUUAUGUCAAAAUUCGCCUUGGGGCCAGCACUGAAAUCUGCAUUCAAUCUAAUCAAAGGUAUUGGUGGUAAGAUCAUUGUUGUUUCUUCUACUUUGCCCAACGUCGGUAUUGGGAAACUUCAAAGAAGAAAUGAGUCCGUCGUUGCCAAUACUUCGAAGGAGUCUGCUCAGUUGUUCAAUUGCCAGGAUGCAUUCUACAAGAAUUUUACUAUUGACUGUAACAAGAACCAAGUUACCAUUGACUUGUUUUUAGCUUCAGAAGACUACAUGGACGUUGCUUCCCUUUCGAAUUUGUCCCGCUACACCGGUGGUCAAACUCAUUUCUACCCUGGCUGGACAGCUGCCAAGUUGCCAGACGUGGCCAAAUUCACCAAGGAAUUCUCCAAACAUUUGUCGAUGGAUUUGUCGAUGGAGGCCGUUAUGAGAGCUCGUGGAUCUUCUGGAUUGAGGAUGUCACGCUUUUAUGGACAUUUUUUCAACAGAUCUUCCGAUCUGUGUGCAUUCCCAACUUUCCCCAGAGAUCAAUCUUACGUUUUUGAAAUCAGCAUUGAUGAACUAAUGGUGCGCGACUACGCAUACCUACAAAUUGCAGUCUUGUUAUCCUUGAACACGGGACAACGUAGAAUUAGAGUCAUCACUUUGGCGAUCCCAACCACUGACUCUCUAGCUGAAGUCUAUGCAUCAGCUGAUCAACUUGCCUUGUCUGCAUAUUUUACGCAAAAAGCAGUCGAGAAGGCUUACACCAAUUUGGAAGAAUCGCGUGAAUUCCUGAAUCGCACAGUGCAAGAAAUUUUGGGCACUUAUAAGAAGGAAAUUGUUGUCUCGAACACCGCAGGCGGCGCUCCUUUGAGACUCUGUGCUAAUCUCAGAAUGCUUCCUUUACUCAUGCACGCGUUGACAAAGCACAUGGCGUUCCGUGCCGGAAUUGUGCCAAGUGAUCACCGUGCCGCUGCGCUCAAUAAUUUGGAAUCCAUACCGCUGCCUUAUUUGAUAAAGAACAUCUACGCAAAAGUGUACUCUUUGCAUGACAUGUCCGAUGAAGCAGGUCUCCCCAACGAAAACGGCGAAAUUGUCCUACCCGAGCCAAUUAACGCAACUUCUUCUUUGCUUGAGAGAUACGGGUUGUACUUAAUUGACAAUAGCAGUGAACUGUUCUUGUGGGUUGGUGGUGACGCUGUCAACGAGUUGACGCUCGAUGUAUUCGGUACUCCAAAUAUUCUCGAUGUCGCGAUUGGUAAACAAGAGCUACCGUUUUUGGAAGACUCCGAAUUCAACUUGAGAGUCAGAAACAUCAUAUCUAAGAUAAGAGAACACGAUGACGUGAUCACAUAUCAAUCUCUCUACGUUGUGAGAGGCGCUUCCUUGAGUGAACCGGUUAACCAUGCCUCUGCCAGAGAAGUCGCUACUCUUAGAUUAUGGGCUUCAAGUUCUCUUGUUGAAGACAAAAUUCUCAACAGCCAGUCCUACCGCGAAUUUUUGCAAAGCACCAAAACCAAAAUCAGCAAAUAG
Messenger RNA from Lachancea mirantina, 2826 nucleotides. Lineage: Eukaryota; Fungi; Ascomycota; Saccharomycetes; Saccharomycetales; Saccharomycetaceae. The record is from the annotation of a GenBank genome assembly.